AUGGUCCAAAUGUACACUAUUGCUGGCAAGCAAGUCGGCUCCCACGUGCUUGCCAUGAUCACCCUUGGUGUGCUCUCAUCUGGGGCUUACUUUUCGAUGGGAGGAUCGUCCGCAAAGAAGGUUGCAGGUGCAACACCACCUUUGAACGCCAAAAGUCCAGCUGAGGAGAGCUUCAUUACGGACUUCCUGAAGAACGCCGAGGCCGAUGCGAAGAAGGGCAGCAAGCCGGCUCAAUAG
Drepanopeziza brunnea f. sp. 'multigermtubi' MB_m1 is the source of this 237-nucleotide messenger RNA. RefSeq lists its product as uncharacterized. The record is from RefSeq and is a predicted model, not a curated record. Gene Ontology annotation, biological process: proton motive force-driven ATP synthesis. NCBI's taxonomy places the organism in Eukaryota, Fungi, Ascomycota, Leotiomycetes, Helotiales, Drepanopezizaceae.